AUGAGCCAGCCACAGACAUGCCCUUUGGCUCCAAUCAGAGCUAGAAUUGCAGGCUUAGAGAGUCUGGUUCCCAACCACACACCGGGUGUGCCCUCCACAACAAGUGGUGGGACACUCACAAAAACAAAAAACAACACUGUUGGGUGCAGAAACGCCACACUUCGGUUGAAAAAAAGGCUUUUCAAGGACAAAGCGGAGAUCAAGCCAUGGCUUCAGGCACAGCUGGCACCAAAGGGCAUCACCAUAGUGAUUGCGAGGUCUGAUGAUUCAAAAAUCGUCUUCAAGUGCAAGUCUGAGUCCAGAUUCCACGGGCACACACAUAAGGGAUUGCGUCUGGGCACCAGAAAGGGCAAAAAGCACUGCUCUGGACCCGAGUACGCCGUGCACCCAGAAUGCCCCUUUCGGAUAAGGGCGAACUAUUCCGUUCGGGCGGGGACAUGGUCUCUGGUAAUUGUUAAUGACCGCCACAACCACCCCCUAGGCAAAAGUGGGGCUACGGGGUGCGAAACACCCCAUGGGGUGUCUGCCAGACACUCCGGUCUACCGUAUAUACAAAAUGUGCAGUCCAUAGAUUCCACACUGGGCCUUUCUGCCAAGAUCCCUGCUGCAAAGCUGCAGCUGCCGUUUGCCCGAGUUUCUAGCAUCCAAACUUCCGUUGUGCGGGAUGUGCAAGGUCGGCUGAACGGAUUGCCCGAAGUGCUGGGGGUGCCAAGCAAGAAAGAUACAGUACAAAGUAAGCAAAUUGCGGGUGUGUUAAGUGUGGGCAAUUCAAUUAAAGAUAUGCCAAGCAUUGGUAACACAAUUAAAGAUAUUCCAAGUAUAAACAACCCCAUUACAGGAAUAUCAAGUAGAACAAAGCCAACUGGUAUGCCCAUUGUGCAGACUUCACUUCCCAAGUUCAAGCUUCCUCCCCCAUCAAACCUCCUUUCUCCUCUGUAUGAUGCCAAAUUUGAGGUGAAUUCACACCAGCGGGUGAAGGUUCAAAUGCAGCAGCAGCCACAAGUGGAAUUUCAUGAAAAACACCAGUAUGAGCAAAAACUACAAAUGCAAACACAACCAAUGCACCCGCAAAUAAACCAACAAAUACAUCCACAAAUAAACUCGCACAUACAUCAUCUUCGCCAAGGCAGUGCUGCUACAUUUCCUCUUAUACCAUCUCCCGAAGCAAACCGAUCAGUUUCUCGUGGUUCUUCAUUUUCCUCUGCAUCUUCUUCCUUGAGCUCUUUUGCAGUGUCUUCUUCUCCUUUAACAGAAAGCCUCUGUAACGAAGAUCAACACAGAUUGAGCCAGAUGCACAUUCAGAUCAACAAUAUGUUGCUUGAGCUGAAUAAUUUACAGGGUGUCCCCGAAUCGACAAAAGAAGAAACUUGCCGUAGCAUCAUAAUGCUUCUCAAAAGCAGCAUUCGAAGCGGAUCAAGCAUGGCUGCACAAUCUAGUAUAUGGGAUGCAGGACGAAGUUAUACGGCUGGCCGGAUAGUUCUUCCCUCUAUAAACAGUGCCCUUUCAGCAGAUAGUACUUCUUUCAGGAGAAGUGUAUAA
Brettanomyces bruxellensis is the source of this 1539-nucleotide messenger RNA. RefSeq lists its product as uncharacterized. The transcript has a single exon. Lineage: Eukaryota; Fungi; Ascomycota; Pichiomycetes; Pichiales; Pichiaceae. The record is from RefSeq and is a predicted model, not a curated record. Gene Ontology annotation, molecular function: DNA-binding transcription factor activity, RNA polymerase II-specific. The coding region runs from base 1 to 1539 and encodes 512 amino acids.